This is a messenger RNA of Symsagittifera roscoffensis, 822 nucleotides long. RefSeq lists its product as uncharacterized. The record is from RefSeq and is a predicted model, not a curated record. Lineage: Eukaryota; Metazoa; Xenacoelomorpha; Acoela; Convolutidae. The transcript has 6 exons. The coding region runs from base 1 to 822 and encodes 273 amino acids.
AUGUGUUUAGCUGUUGCAGAAUCGGCAACUAAACAGCUGCUGGAAAAAGCAAAGAAAGCAUAUGAACUCCUCGAGAUAAAGGAGAAGAGAUAUGAGAAACUGAACAAGGAGGUGGGGACUGGGUUGGAAUUCAGGGGGGCUAGAUUUGAACUGCCUAUCGACUGGCACACGCUCGAAGAGAUGACAAUUGCGCAGUAUCUGGACAAACGUUGCUUUCCUGAUGAGCACUUUUUCAACAACAUGAAACUUCGUUUCAAAAAAGCGGCUCUUCAGAAACAGAACCAAAUCACGCUACAGGAAUGCAAGAAAGCUUGGUUUGACAUUUUUGGGGCUAAAAUAGACGACCAAUUCUUUGAAGACUUUAUUCGGUUCGUGCAAUUAGACGAAGAUUCUCGCUGCCGAUUUCUGAUGAACCCAGGAGAUCAAGAACCCCCCUGGGAAAUGAAUAAAAACAAUGAGUUCGUAAUGGGGGAGGAGCUAUUCUGCAAAUUGACAGCUGUUGUCAAAAGAUUGUUAUAUGUCUCAUUCAAGAGAGCCUCUUGGUACAACGCAUACGGAUCUCCCAUCUGGGAUCCCCAGGAACAACUGGAACGGAACUACAUUGAAGUGUGCGACUUCGCGAACAUGCCCAGAAAACUAGAAAAGUACAAUUUGGACUCGAACUUCAAAACAUUUCUGCUGACUCUUUAUGAGCCAAUCAAAAAUUGCCCCUUUUCUCUGGAGAGGAGCAUUUAUAGAGACAUUACUGGCCAUCAUAAAGAAGAAGAAAAUGAAUAUAACGAAAGAACGCAAGAAAACGAGCCAUCAAAACUCAAAGUAUGA